Megalobrama amblycephala (Wuchang bream) is the source of this 1619-nucleotide messenger RNA. Its product is annotated as protein rapunzel-like. The record is from RefSeq and is a predicted model, not a curated record. The coding region runs from base 125 to 1327 and encodes 400 amino acids. NCBI's taxonomy places the organism in Eukaryota, Metazoa, Chordata, Actinopteri, Cypriniformes, Xenocyprididae. The transcript is spliced from 2 exons.
UUCUGUUUAUAUUUUGACAUUAUUUACUCACUCUCAUGUUGUUCCAAACCCGUAAGACUUUUGUUUAUCUUCGGAACUCAAAUUAACAUAUUUUUGAUGAAAUCCGAGAGGUUUCUGAUCCCCCAUGAAAAAGCAAGAAAUGUCCAAUCCACUAGAGAGGGUUGUAGCCCAGAAGAAGGAGGCGAUUGAAGCAGUAAUGGAGAUGUUUGAGAGAGGAGCCGAGGUGCUGGCCAGCGCUGUUGGACAGAUGUGUCCUCUGUUUGAAGCUUCUGCACCAGUUUUGAGGCUGGUCUUGGACAAUGUGGAGAGCAAGGAGAUCACAUACGUCAAAGAUCAAUUUCUAGUUGUGAGGAGCAAAUUGGAUGUCCUCUCAUCGCAAAUAGAAGACAUCAACUGCGAGAUUAAAAAGGGACGCUUGGAUUCUCAGUUCUUUACAGUGGAGGAAAAUAUAUGCAACCAGUUUAGAAAAUACAUUGACAUUCUGGAGGCCAAACCGGAGUACAAAGAGGUGAGAAAACGCUUAUUCUUGCAGCAUUUUCCCAAAACAGGAGGAGAGAAGAACCUCUACAUGCUUUAUGAUGCUGUGAUGGGGAACAGCACUUUUGGGGAGCCAAUCCUGGAUGUUGUGGAACAAUACGAGGCCAGAAACAGACGGGUCCUGGAAGACUUCUGCGUCAGGCUGAAGGAGCUGCUCUGCCUGGGAAUAAUCGCUCUGCUAGGAUAUUGUUUCCUUACUCAGGGCGAAGAGGCUGAGCAAGAGAAGAUUCAAGAUUGGAGCGCGAAAAUCCAAGAAAUUGAGAUGAAAAUGAAGGAAACGAUAGAGAAAUGCGUACAGUCAUUUCCAGAGCAAGCUGAACUGGACAUCAAGAGGCUUGUAAAGGAAAGAGAGGAUGGGAACCUCCAGGAAAUGGCCAAGGAACUGCUGGACUUCCUGGUGAAGAAGUACGACUGGGUGAGCUGGUCCAUCAGAGUCAUUAGUAACUUGGGCAAAAUUAGAACCUUGAGAGCUGGACAAAACUUUCAGUGUGUGGCCGGACAGAGUUAUUUUGAAGUGUCUCAAGGAAAUGACGUAAACCUGGUGGUCUCGUUCUGCAGCGCCCCUCAGCCUGUGCCCAAUGAGAGCAUAAAACAGAUGAUGGAAGGUCCUGCGAGGAAGGGAGAUGCCAAAGCUGUCGUGGAGCUUCUGGAGGAGCAGUUAGCUGGGUUUCUAGUUCAUGCCGUCAGUCGUCACAAGGAGAGCUUUGCUGUGUCCAGUUUUCCUGAAGAAUGUCACUACUGGGACAAACACAAGAACGUGAAUGUCUGUGUGCAUGCAGAGGAGAUUUAGAAAGUUUAAACAUGAUCAUUAGUCAUUUUACCCAGCUAACAGGGAAUGUUCUCAGAACUUUAGCUAAUGUUUUGGCAAUGUUCUCUCAAAGUUAUGAACAAAUGUUCUUCCAGGAAUGUUGAUAGAAUGUUUGUUUAAAGUCAACUGGUCCUUAAUAAUGUUUUCAAAAUAUUAGACCAAAAACAUUAUCUAUACACUCUAAAAAAAAUAAAAAAUAAAAAUGCUUGGGUUGAAAAGUUGGGUUGAAAAUGGUUGUUUUAACCCAGCGGUUGGGUUAAAUGUUUGGGUAGUU